This is a messenger RNA of Ectocarpus sp. CCAP 1310/34, 3230 nucleotides long. The record is from the annotation of a GenBank genome assembly. NCBI's taxonomy places the organism in Eukaryota, Phaeophyceae, Ectocarpales, Ectocarpaceae.
GCCUGCCCGUUGAUUCUUGUGGUACAUUUUUCGGGGUUACGCAGCAUGAAUUACCAGGGAUACCCGUCAUGCCCUGCCCUAUCUGGGACUUUUUUUAUUUUUGCGCGGUUUGUGGGCAGGGCGAUUGUGAUUUAUGAGCAACAGCUUAUCGAAUCAACAGCUCUUCAACCCCUGAGGAGCCAGUUGCAUUUCGAGGGACCGUACCGCCGUGCUAGGGCUCCACGUGCUGCAGCGUGCAGUUGGCAGUAGCUUGCGGCAUUAGCCUGCCGUUCAAGAGCGCCUUUGCAGUCCACGUUGUUGGCCUGUACUUGGUGCGUGUGUGCGAAGGAGCGGAGCGGAGCGUGUGUGUGAGUGUCUCAAGAACAAGUACGGAAAACGAUCAGAGGGGAAAAGAAGCAAGCCUGUCUGUGGGGUGGACAACCCGCCGCUGGCCGAGAGCCUUCUCUUUUUUUUCUCAGUCUCCCGUGUCGGCGUGACACUGGUGAGCCGCUGAGCACGCGUGUGCCUCGCAUAUCACUCUCGCUGCUGCGCUUGGUUUCGGGGAAGGGGCGGGGCCGGAGAGCAACAGGCAGGGGAGAGGAAGAACGCCUUAAACGCUUCCAACUUUACGGGAGGUGUCCCUACAGGCGGAUUCUAGCGGCGGGUUUAUUCAGGGACUGAAUAGUAUUGCUUCUUGGUCAUGAAUGGCCUUGGCGCACCAGCAGUAGGAGGCGCUGGAAAUCCCACGCCUCUGCUGAUCCGGAUCCUUAUGAUAGGGGACAGCUCUGUGGGGAAGACUUCUCUGGUGCUGCGGUACGACAAGCGAGGGUUUAACCUUCGUUUCACGACGACCAUUGGGGUCGACUACAGCGACCGCCUGUUGGAGUUGGACGGGCGCCAGGUCAAACUACAGAUCUGGGACACGGCAGGGCAGGAGAGGUUUCACUCACUGACGACGAGCUUCUUCAAGCGCGCCGAGGGUUUCGUGCUUGUGUAUGACGUAUCGAACCGGCAAUCGUUCGAGAGCGUAUCGACUUGGAUGAAAGACAUCGUCGAGCAAGGGAAAAGAGGGUCGGACGUGGUUAUUUGUGGCAACAAGUGCGACUUACAGGGGCGAGAGGUGGCAAGGGAGGAAGGCGAACAACUAGCGGCGGAGCUGGGAGUCCCGUACAUGGAAACCAGCGCAAAGGAAAACCUGAACGUCGAGGAGACCUUCGGCAACUUAGCUUCGCGGGUUAAGACCCGGCUGGAAGCAAGCCAGGCUGCCACCGAUGCGGCGGGUUCCGGAGAGACGCUGAGACUGAACGGGGGCCGAAACGGGGGCGUAGACACGGAGUCUCUCACCCAAAGGAUGGAGUCGUGUUGCACUUGAGGGCUCUUGCCCGUUGGGGGGGGGGGAUGGGGUGCCAAGAGGGAUAGACAGACGACAGACAGACAGAGGCGCCGGCACGAGGGGCAUUCUAUCUCGAAUAUGGGAGCUAGUGACUUCCUAGCUUGUGUGCGUAACCAGUUUCCACCCAUACGCACACCGGAAGAAGUGUGGGGUAUCCCCUGCCAGGUCGCCUACCGUGUCUCCACUGUGCCUCUUUUCGUUGAUGAUUUUAGUACGUGGGGGAUGAAGAUGGUUUUGCCACACGGGGUGAGGGGUGGAGGGGGGGGGUUGAUGUGACGAGAUUUGGGUGGGAUGAUAAUUUGAGGGCGUUGGUUUGAAGAGGCGUGCUAGGACAGGAAGGAAGUGAUCGAUGUCCCUGACCGUUUCCAUAUGGUACCGCUCUGAGCGCCCUGGAGAUCACGUAAAUCGCAGAAGGCAAGGGAGCACGCAGCAAGGGGGAAGAGCGGUCGAUUAUAUCGUGGAAUGGGGAGCGGGGGGGGGGGCGGGGGGNGGGGGGAGUGAUUGCAUUGGAGCGCGAGCUAGUAUUUCCGCGUUGAGAGCGAGGACAGGACUUGGGUCGCAUCGUCUUGUUUGGAUAGGGUCGGGGCAGAGAUGGUUGCCCCCUCGGUCGAUGCACACCACACACCACACAGCAAGCAGUCGAUGCUGCUGUGUACCCACACGAUCCUUGGCCGACGGCUCAGCGCGCAGAUCGGAAUGCCAAGAGGUCGUAAAGUAUUGCUGCCUUGCCACGUCAGGCCAGAGUUGCGCAGUAGUAGGCUUUGGAUUUUUUUUUUUUUUGGGGGGGGGGGGUAACCAAAGGGUUGUUUGUAAACCUUGGAGUAGUGCACAGAAGUAGACCCCUUUCGCGUGGAGACAGCAGCCAGUCGGCUUAAGCAUGCAUGCGUGUGUGGUUAGCUUCUCCUCGCCAUUUGUUUUUAAAACGAUAUCCUCGUCGGCCCUGCUUGCUUUGUCAUCACGUGGUUUCCGCUUGUAGUUGUUGGCUCGGGCUAUUCCCUCCCUCCGACGAACCGGAAGAGGAAGGACACACGGACGGCAGCGGCUCUAUCUGGCCACAUUGUUUGCAGUAGACGUACACGCUGUCGGUCGCCCGUGCGCGUACAGGUUUUUGGUCGGUCUGUAGAGGCUGAAGUAGGUCAGCGACGCUGUUUUUGUACGAGUGUCCGGGGGGAGGCGAAGGCAGUAAGGGUUAGGCCAGUCCCAGCCCAAUUUAAUCCUUUGAAACCGUGCGGGGGGCAUUUGGACGUGCGCAAGACUUGACAGGUUGAUAAAAGGAUGCACAGCAGCUGACUCUUAAUUUGCAGCGUUGUCGAAUUUCGGUGUUCCAUUUUCCCAUUACAUGUUUUCUUUUCAUUUUUUUUUUGUUGUCGUUGUUCCCUCCCUUCCUCACCAGAAAGGAGAUGAAAAAUAUUGUGUUGUGUAUGCGCAGUAAGGUCAGGAGUGUGAGGAAUAUUUUAGGAGACCUGUCAGUUUUGUUUCGUCACGAACUUUUGACUUUUUCUAUUGGAAAUACGCUCGGUGAAAGUAUGGCAGGAACGAUCGAUUUGAAAAUCACGUUCGAGAGCAAAUUUUGACGGUGACAUGGAAGACUCGGACUACUGACUAGUCUAUCUAACAGCAGCCGUAUCACUAGGACAGAAACAGAGGGCCGCUACUACUGGUGCGUUUCUAGCGGGCGGGGUGCGGGGUAGCAUCUCGAACCACGCAACUUACUUCUUUGUCGGUACAGUAGCCCUCAUGUCCGUUGUUUACCAUUUUUUGUGGCAAGUUGCGCCAGCCUACAUGCAUCGAUCGACACGCGGGAGGUGGCGUGGAUAGAGGAUAGGGUACUACUACACCUGCCCGCCUCAUCAAGAUC